Trichobilharzia regenti is the source of this 2318-nucleotide messenger RNA. The record is from the annotation of a GenBank genome assembly. NCBI's taxonomy places the organism in Eukaryota, Metazoa, Platyhelminthes, Trematoda, Strigeidida, Schistosomatidae.
GAGUGACCUUCAAGUGCUCAGCCUCUCCAUAAGCCAUUUGUGCCGCUAUCCACUAUCGUUCGGCUUGAUUUAUCUUGCCCAAUAAGGAUUCCGAUAUGGUUGUCACGGAACCAAAAGAUGAUGUGGACCUUUCCACAACUUUGGAGAUGUUGUGCGCACCUAAAAAGCUGGAUCGUGAAAAAGGGGAAGAACGCUUGAAUACCAUGUCACUGAGUGUUGACGAGGUGAAGUUAGUGUCUUGUUGGAUAGAGGAAAAGUUGGAAGGACUUUCUAACUGGGAAGAUGUAUUUGGCGGGAUCACUGCAGCCAUUAUUCUGAUUCGUAAUGUGGAUUAUAACUUGCUCGUUGAUAUCGGCCUUAUAAAUAAGUUAGAAAAUCAGGUGAUUGAAUGCCAUGAGAACAUUGAGUUUCGUGUUCGAAUAGCUGCAGGUCAGCUAAUGGGUUCUCUUUGCUUACGCACCGGAUUACCUCUAUUUCUUCGCUACUUACCUGCUGUGAUUCAAGGUAUCAUCACUAAUUUAGAAAGAAAUACCGAAGCUGCCGUCUCUGAGGCUGAGUUGUCCAUGAAAGAACUGGAUAUGGCCAAAGAACGCGAUGUUGGUCUAAGCAGGAGUUCUUUGUCUAUUUUUCAUGAUACCGCUGGCUGGAAAAACCUGGAAACCUGGAUGAAAUGUUUGCAAGAAAUGGUGUGUAACCUUCCAGCAGAUGACUUUGUUAAAGUGGAUAGAACUGAAAUUGUAGAGAUAAUCUUUACAGCUGUUCAACACGUGAAUCGCUUUGUUCGUGAAACAGGCUAUGAUGUGUUGUGCACAAUGAUUUCACGAAAUGUAUGCUAUAAAGGACCCGAAUCAAAUGAGGCUAACUAUAUCAAAGUCGCUUCUCAGUUGGUCCAGGGUUUAUCAGAUAAUUGGAGCCAAGUUCGAAUGGCCGCUUCAAGAGCAGUGCGAACAUUUUUCGAGGUUAAUCCACCUCCUGGGUAUUCAAGAGACGACGUCUAUCCUAUACUUUUGCCGGCUAUGUGUUUGAAUAGAUAUUACGUCGCCGAAGGUGUUCGAAUCUACAGUCAGGAUACAUGGUGUCGUGUAACCCAGGGAGAAGGUCGGAAGCUGCUUGGUCAGUUUUUGUCUCCAGCUGUUGACUACUAUAUUAAGCAAAGUGAUGCUGAUAAUCAUGCAGUUCGUGAAGCUGCUUGUGCUUCUAUGGCUGAAAUUGUAAUGAAACUGGAUCCACAAUUACUACUUCCGUUUGUUGAUAAACUCUUAAAUGCCCUAUUGGUAUGCUUUGGUGAUGAAAGUUGGCCAGUAAGAGACGCUGCUUGCGUUGCACUGGGCACUUUAAUUUCUAUUUUUCCUAAUGAAACCCGAGCUGCUGGACAUAACGACUUAAUGGCUGAAUACUUCUUGCGUAAUCUUGGUGACAGUAUUCCUUCUGUACGACAUGGUGCUGCAGCAUCUAUUGCUCAAAUUUUGAAGUCAGUCAAUGAUGACCAGACUUUAACAAAUCUGUAUAUCAAUUAUAUUAGUGAGAAAAUCGAUGGUCUAAGCAAGCAGCCUAAGGAAUCUCAUGGUGCAGAGUCUCGUCGUCUAUCUGGCAAAGGACCUGGUGCUUCUCAUGUCACUGUCCAUAGUGGAGAUGCUGCUCAUGACAGUCGUCAUACUAAUCAAGUCAUGUAUUCUUGUGGGUCACUGGCACCUAAAUUGCAAAAAGGCGAUAUGAAGACUGCUGUGUUAUGCUGAAUUCAUCAAACGGGAGGCGGGUGGUCUUUAAAGUUCAACUUAUAGUUUCUGCCAUUCUCAGGUAGGUACACCUAAGUAUUGGAAGACCUCUAUGUCGAAAUACCUUUUUUAUCAUACCUCGCAUUCUGAAAAGAAUAAAGGGCCUCAAGCUUUGAAGAUUCACUUGUGGAAAUGUUGUUCUUCUGGCUAGGAUUGCCAGCCUUACGCUCACUCUUAAGUCUUUUCCGGGUGAACUACCGGCUACACUAUAUUUUUUGGUGAUUUUGAGUACUUUGCAACCAGCAAUUCAUUUUUUGACAGUUAUUUGAAAUGUAUGGUUUGAAUCUCAUUUAUUUGGUUAAUCACUGAAAUGCAACCGAUGUUGAACAAUGUAAUGCACUUUUAAGCAAUCUUAUGCGAUUGGUAUACUGGUUGUCCCCAACAAGGCGUGUUUUCAACCUAAAGAAAAUUAGAUUCCUUUCAGGAGCAUUCAAAUUUCUCCUCAUAGAGUACUGUCAUCUUAGGCGUUAAAAGAAAACCAGGAAGGCUUCGUGUGCUUUUGGAAGUGUGUGUGGGCGGUUGUUACUUCCCGGCUGCCCACAC